This is a messenger RNA of Trichoderma aggressivum f. europaeum, 2982 nucleotides long. Its product is annotated as CAZyme family GH28. The transcript has 8 exons. Lineage: Eukaryota; Fungi; Ascomycota; Sordariomycetes; Hypocreales; Hypocreaceae. Gene Ontology annotation, biological process: carbohydrate metabolic process. Gene Ontology annotation, molecular function: polygalacturonase activity. The record is from RefSeq and is a predicted model, not a curated record. Bases 1 to 2982 code for a protein of 993 amino acids.
AUGACUAUUCUUAGUAUUCUCACAUUUGGGGUGACAGUUCUAUCCUUUUUUGAUCCCAUCAGCGCCCACAAGACCGUGAUUAGCAGGCCCAACCUCCAUUGGGGACCCAAGACGCCCGGACAUCAAUUUCCUCACUCUCCGAAACGCCACAAGACCUGUUAUGUCCCUAGCUGCCAUGGUUUUGGCCGUCACGGCAAGACUGACGAUGCCCCUGAGAUUCUCAAAGCUUUCAAGAAGUGUAAUAAGGGUGGCGUCGUGAUCUUGAAUGAGGACUAUACUAUUGCCUCUCCACUUGAUCUCACGUUCCUAGAGGCUGUAGAUGUGGCUAUUACCGGCAUUAUCAAAUUCACCAAUGACAUUGACUAUUGGGUGAAGAACUCGUUCAAGUAUGACUUCCAAAAUUCGUCCGCUUUUUGGCGCUUCGGAGGGAAAGAUGUCAACAUCUAUGGCGGGGGACAGGGCUUGAUCGAUGGGAAUGGCCAAGCUUGGUACGAUGCGUUUGCGGCCGAGCCUACACUCUUACGGCCAAUUUUGUUCGUCCUAGACGGACUUGAACGCGGGUCCGUCACGGGUCUCAAAAUGCGGAAUUCUCCUGAUUGGUUUAACCUCAUCGCUAAUAGUAGUGAUAUCCUGGUUAGCAAUAUUGACAUUGCUGUGAAGAGUGAGAGCAAAAACCCUGCCAAGAACGGCGAUGGAUGGGACACGUUUAGAAGCGACUCAGUUGUCAUCCAAGAUUCGCAUGUCAAUAAUAGCGACGACUGCGUGUCCUUCAAGCCCAAUAGCACAAACAUAAUUGUGCAAGGCAUGCAAUGCAACGGCUCACAUGGAAUAUCGGUCGGCUCACUGGGCCAAUAUCCGGCAGAGUAUGAUAUAGUUGAGAACAUUUACGUCUACAACAUCUCGAUGUCGAAUGCGAGCGAUGGUGCCCGGAUUAAAGUGUGGCCUGGUACUGACACCCCAUUCGAACCCGGCCUAUCAGGAGGCGGGGGAGCUGGUUACGUCAAGAACGUUACUUACGAUACGAUUUACAAUAACAACAACGACUGGGCGAUUGAGAUCAACCAAUGUUAUGGACAAAGCAACCAAACUAUCUGCGACAAGUAUCCCUCCAACAUGACCAUAAGCGAUGUCGUUUUUAAGAACAUGUGGGGGACGACGUCAACCAAAUAUGACCCCAAGGUUGGGACUCUAACAUGCUCCUCAACUGAGCUUGCACUGACCAAUGACGGAAUGCUGUGCGACUCGAGUUCGCGGCCAUCUGCGGGCUGGCUAUCAUACACCAUGUCGCAAAACUUCGAGACCAUCGCCGAGAGUAAGGCGAAGGCAAUUUUGGAUGGUAUCCCAGAACAUUGGCGGUUGAAUAUUGCCAUCCCAGCUGCCGAGAAACAACGUGAUAUCACUGGCAAAUAUAUCCAGCAAUUCUUAACCGCAAGUGAGGUUGAAAUCACCGAAACCGAUGCCGUCGGGAUCUUGGAACAUACGACAACUGGAAAAUGGUCGGCUCGAGACGUUACAGAAGCCUUUUGCCACCGAGCGACAAUCGCCCAUCAACUGACAAAUUGCUUGCUUGAUAUCUUCAUCGAUGUUGCCUUGGAACAUGCCGACACGCUUGACGCAUACUACCAUGAACAUAAGGAACCCAUCGGCCCGCUGCAUGGAUUACCAAUAAGCCUGAAAGACCAGUUUCACGUCAGAGGCGCUGAAACCACGAUGGGAUACGUUGGAUGGAUAGGCACCUUUGAAGGCCAAAAAGGUACUGGUAAAGAGCGACACUUUGAAAGCCAGUUGGUUACGGAUUUGCGGCAACUCGGAGCCGUUUUCUACUGCAAGACCAGUGUGCCGCCAUCGUUGAUGUCACCGGAGACGCAAAACCACAUUGUCGGAUACUUAUUCAACCCUAAAAACCGUCAUCUAAGUGCUGGUGGCAGCAGUGGUGGUGAAGGCGCACUACUGAGUCUUCGGGGUAGUCCCGUGGGCAUGGGAACCGACAUUGGGGGGUCAAUUCGUAUUCCCGCCAGUUUCAACGGUGUUUACGGCCUGCGGUCAUCCACUAGUCGAUUGCCUUAUGAAAGAACUCCAAACAGCAUGGAUGGUCAAGAGAGCAUUCUCUCUGUCGUGGGACCCAUGGCUACAACCCUUCGGUCUUUGACCUUUGUAAUGAAGGCUCUGCUGAGCAUGCAGCCUUGGUUACAUGACCCAAUGGUCAUUGAACUCCCAUGGAGAGAUGAACACGCUAGUCGGCUACAAGCUAUGAUUGAGAAGCUCAAAAGCUCUGAAAAGUUGUCAUUCGGUAUAUUGAGAAGAGACGACGUUGUCAUACCUAGUCCACCAGUCCGAAGGGCUAUUGAGAUUGUGGUGAAAGCUUUGGAAAAUGCUGGUCACGAGAAUCGUCUCAAGGUUAUCGAAUGGAAGCCACCACCUCAUUCUAGAGGGUUGGACAUUGCGGUGGAAGCCUGGAUGUAUGACGGAGGAGAAGACAUUCAUAACUCGUUUGGCCUCUCGGGUGAACCAGUCAUUUCACACAUCUCGAGACGAUAUGGCAACAAGCCGGUGGAGCAGAAAAUGGCUAGUGAUAUUGCGGCAAACAAUAUUGCCAGGCGCAAAUACCGAAAAGAGUACCUCGACUACUGGAACAGUACUGCUGACCUCACACGCUCGGGACAGCCUGUGGAGGCUUUCAUUUCACCGGUGUCUCCCUAUGGAGGAACUAGGCCUAACCAAUAUCGUUAUGUCACAUAUUCGACGAUUUUUAACGUCCUGGACUAUUCUUCGGUGGCUUUUCCAGUCACUUACGUUGACAAGGAUGUCGAUGUUGUCGACACUGACUACACUCGCGCUAAUCCUGCUGAUCAGCAGGUGUUCGAAUCAUACGAUCCGGAAAUACACGACGGAAGCCCUAUAGGACUCCAGGUUGUUGGCAGAAGGCUUCAGGAGGAAAAGACAUUGGCACUAGCAAAGGUGAUCGCAGAUCUGUUAGCUUAG